This is a messenger RNA of Nomia melanderi (Alkali bee), 1290 nucleotides long. RefSeq names its product nuclear nucleic acid-binding protein C1D. Gene Ontology annotation, biological process: maturation of 5.8S rRNA; regulation of gene expression. Gene Ontology annotation, molecular function: RNA binding; DNA binding. NCBI's taxonomy places the organism in Eukaryota, Metazoa, Arthropoda, Insecta, Hymenoptera, Halictidae. Gene Ontology annotation, cellular component: nucleolus; exosome (RNase complex). The record is from RefSeq and is a predicted model, not a curated record.
ACUCUAUAUAUUAUAUAUUCUAUGACUGGGAGUUUAACAUGUAUACAAGUAUUCGGCAUUUAAUGUUAUAAAUAAUGGUGUCAAGCUAUUUUAUAAUUUGAUUUUUGCAACAGGUUAUUUAAUUUCACAUACUUUUAUUGAUUAGUGUAUAUUAAAACUUUAAAUACGCGUGUGGAAGCUAAAAUAAUAAUUUUCCAAAAUAAGUAUGGAUCCAGAUUUCGGAGAACUUUCACAAGAUACAGAAUUUAUUGCAAAAGUGAAACAGUUUCGUGAUGCAACAUUAAAAAUUGAAGAUACAAUUAAACUUGUUACGAAUCCAGAAAUAUAUGACAAUCUUUCCAAUGCUGACAAAAUUAAAUAUAAUUUGUUGAUGUCUUAUAGCCUAAAUAGUAUGUUUUGGAUGUAUUUACGAGCAGAAGGAAUUGACCCUACGAAACAUAGAAUAAAAUCAGAAAAUGAUCGUUUGAAGAAGUCUAUGACACGUGCGAAGCAAAUUGAAGAAAGGAAUACACUUAUGCCGCGUAUAAACAAAGAGGCUGCACAAAGAUUCGUUAGAAAUGGGUUGUUCGAUGUGAAAAAUAACAAACGGGAACACAAAGAGAUUGAAGAUAAAAAUGAAUCUGUUAUAAAAUAGUAGUACAAAUAGUACCACUAUUUAUAACUAUAUGUGUUUAUAAUUAUAUGUUUUUUAUAAUUAUAUGUGAAAUUGUAUUUUAUAAAUACAUAUAAAGAGUAGAUAAUUAUGUCCAUAAAGUAUCCAGCAUCAAAUUUUUGAACUGUUGUAAAUUUAUAAUUUAAAACUAAGUAAAGUUUAAAUUGUAAACUGUUCUUCGUUUAGUUUUGUUUGUAUUAUUGAACAAAAGAUUUAACACUAGGUUUACGGAAUGCGUCAAAUUGAUGCAUAUUGGAUUUUAGAAAUAUUAUUUUGUAAAUGUUUACGCCGAUUUUGAUUGAUGCAAUCACACUGACAUGUACCCCAAUUACCUACUAUCAAAUCUCCAGUUUCCACAAUCUAAAUAUACGAGCAUCAAUUCUUUUAGGAAUAAUAGAAUGAAGUGUACAAUAAAUGCCCGUAAACCUAGUGUUAAAUACCAUCUAAUAAUAACGAACUAUAUUAGGUAAUUUGAAAAAGUAUAAUAUUUUUGUCUCCUAGGACACUUUUUCUGUAUAUGUUUACUUUAACUCUUCAACCUUCCAUGACUAUAAUGUCUUAAAGCUAAUAUCACACACAUAAAACUUCAGAAAACUGUACUUCUUAAGAAGAGUAUAAUAAAAGUUUCUUAAAACAUA